Micromonas pusilla CCMP1545 is the source of this 2238-nucleotide messenger RNA. RefSeq lists its product as uncharacterized. The record is from RefSeq and is a predicted model, not a curated record. Gene Ontology annotation, molecular function: DNA binding. NCBI's taxonomy places the organism in Eukaryota, Viridiplantae, Chlorophyta, Mamiellophyceae, Mamiellales, Mamiellaceae. Bases 1 to 2238 code for a protein of 745 amino acids. The transcript has 2 exons.
AUGUCGAAUCCCCCGCCCGCGUGGCCCGGGUACGCCCAGGCCGCGGCCGCGAGCGGAGGAUUCGGACCCGGCGUCGCGCGGAUAAAACCUACGCCACCUGUGCAACAGGGCGCUCUUCCCGCGUCGAACGCGGCGCCGUGGGCUCGCGGACAAACGCCCCCGGGCGGCGACGCGACGUCGCGCGGCCUCGGCGCGCUGUCGAACGCGGCGACGAGCAACGCGACGCAGCACGCCGUCGCAAACGUCGGGCACGUCCCCAAGGCGCGGAAGCCGUACACCAUAACGAAGCAGCGCGAGCGAUGGACGGACGAGGAGCAUGAAAGAUUUUUAGCCGCGCUGAAGCUGCACGGGCGCGCGUGGAGGAAGAUCGAGGAGCACGUCGGGACCAAGUCCGCGGUGCAGAUCCGCUCGCACGCGCAGAAGUUCUUCUCUAAGCUCAUGCGAGAGGCUGCGAAGAGCGGCGACGCGAGCGGGGUCGCGAGCGCGGGCGUUUCCGGAAGCGCGUCCGAACACGGCGUGAGCGCUUCAGUCAUCCCGCCGGCGAGACCGAAGCGAAAGCCCGCGCAUCCUUAUCCCAGAAAAGCCCCCGAGGGCGGCGAUCGCGCGAAGAACGCGACGACGAUGAGCGGCGAUCGACGCACGGUCAGCACGGACGGCGGCACGCGCACGGAGGUCAGCGACGGCACCAUCACGGGCGCGGACGUCAACUCGUUCGCCGCGUUCGGACACGGCGCGUUCGGACACGGCGGCUUCGACGCCGCGCACGCAGCGGCGCUCGCGUCGAGCUACGCGCAAUUUCCCGCCGCGCCCGCCGCCGGGCCUGCCGCCGGCGCGACGAACGCGGCGUCGUACUUCAACCCGUACCUGCUGCCGGCGAACCCCACCGCGGCGAUGUAUCAGAUGAACGCCGCGCUGAAGGGCGCGACGAACGCGACGACGCCGCGCGCGGCGAACGCGACGACGGACGACGCGGCGCAGGCGGCAGCGAUGCGGCGGUUCAUGCACGCGUUCCAAGGGCUGACGGGGAUGCCGGCGGCGAUGACGGCGCCGGCCGCGCCGCCGCCGCCCGCGCCGCAGCCCGGACCUCCUCAGCCGGGUCCCGCGGCGCACGGCGGAGGCGGCGCGGCGGCGGCGGGCGCGAACCCGAGCGCGGCGACCGACUUUUUCGCGGCGAUGAUGGCGGCGGCGACGUCCAACGCGAGCGCCAAUCUUGGGUCGGCGGAGAGCGCGUUUUCGCAGUGGGCGGCGGCGGCGGCGGCGCAACAACAGAGCAAUACCGCGCAGGCGCAGCAGGCCGCGGCGAUGUCGCAGAUGAUGAUGAUGAUGAUGCCCGGGUACGCGCAGGCGGCGGCGGCGGUGGCGACCGCGGCGGGCGGCGCGGCGGCGGCGAAUCCAAAUCCGAAUCCGAAUCAAAAUCCGAACGCCGACGCCGACGCCGACGCGAACGCGAAUCUGCAAAGCCUCGCCGACUUCGCCGUGAAGCAGCACCGGCCGCGCGAGUUCGAGGAGCCGCAGCCGGUCGCGGAGAAGAAACCUGAGUUUGACUUCAACGCGGUGGCGGCGAGAAAGGCGCGGAGCACGCGCGCGCACCCGAAGGCGGCGGCGGCGGCGCGCGCGAGCGCCGAGCCGCCGUUUCCCCCCGCGUCUACGGCUGCGAACGACGACGCGAGCGAUCCCGCCUCCGAAGGGGACCUCAACAAGGAGAGCUCGCCCGAGAACGACGGGUCGCGGCCGUCGAGCCACGAGCGAGGCGGCGCGUCUGGGUCCGGGGAGGAGGACGAACGAGACGCGACGGCGGCGGCGCGCGGCGGCGGCGGAGGUGAGACUGCUUCCCAUACGACCCCGUUCGCGUGGUGCACGCCGUUCCUUAAGGACUUUUCCCGUCGUCACUCUUCACCCGCGCUUCCCUUUCAACGUUUGACCGGCGGCGGCGGCGGCGCGACGACGGACGCCAAGACCAUCAACACGUCGGGUUCGAACGAGAGCACGCAGCUUCACGCGGACGGCGAGCGCGGCGCGAAUCAUCAUCGCGGGCGCGGCGGCGCGGGAGCGAACGCGGGCGCGGGCAAGAGCCAGGAUAACUUUGAGCUGUGCGCGGACAUGUCGUCGCGGCGGGAGUUGUCUCCGAGCUCGGAGGAGGGGGGCGAGGACCACAAUCAAAAGUCGCACUCGCGGCCGCCGCCGGCGGCGCGUCUGAAGUUGUCGACGCAGACGCGAAACGCGCGGUCUCGGGCGUGA